Messenger RNA from Stylophora pistillata, 2426 nucleotides. RefSeq lists its product as uncharacterized. The record is from RefSeq and is a predicted model, not a curated record. Lineage: Eukaryota; Metazoa; Cnidaria; Anthozoa; Scleractinia; Pocilloporidae.
CUAGAUCUGAUGGACUGAAAGCACUGUUUGGAAAGAAUUUCCAAAGCGACUUACAGUCCCAGUUACUUGCCUUUUCUUCGGGAACAGGACCACGGACUCUUGCCAACGACAAACCAGGCUCAGAAGAUAACGAAGAGGUUAGUUAAACAGGACCCUCCACUGACCUUUUGGAGACCGAAAAGAGUGGACCCAAAGAUGACAACGUGGGAGAGGAUGUGGCAUUGGCCUACACAGAAUCAGUCGAAAGGAACAAGCACGAUGAGGGCCACGAGAUCUCUUCACCUCGUGUACGACAAAUUAUGCUGAUAAAAGCACGAGCCACAACCAAAGCGACGAAAGGAGAUCUAAGCAAAGGGGUAGUCAUCCAAGAUCAAAACGGGGAUGAACUUAGACUUGACCACCGUAUCACAAGAGUAACUCUUCGUAACAUAUUUCACCAGAUAGGUAGAAAAGAGGACAAAUUUGGAAACGGUCAAUCUUACGAUCAAGAGAGAGAUGCUGAAUCUGGAAGCGUAGUUCGGUCAGAAACAGAAUCCAGUGGUUGGUGUACGGUUCAAAACGCAGAGCGUUCGAGCGAGCUUGAUGAAAGAGUCGCACAUGAAUUAGAAGCUGGAUCUAAGGACGAGUCAGAAUUCACAAGUAAGAAGACGGGAACGUCUGGAAAUCAAGGGAGUGGUGAUCUUCAGUUCUCUAGUGUCAAAGGGGCGAAUGUUGCCAAGCCUGUAGCAGAAUCAGCUCGUGAUAAGCCUACAAAAGGUAUUAUGAAAGGAGAGGGAAACAGUGGAAGUGAGGAGCUGCCAUUCGAUCCCAUACUCCUUUUCCAAGUAAGAAAUAUCAGAAAAAACGUCCUGAAGGCCGAAAAACAGGCAACUAUGGAACUAAAUAACGUCAGAAAGGAGUUCAGAGCUAAAAUGGAAGAUCUUCAAGAAGACCUGAAGAUGGUGAGAAAGCUGACAAGUAAUGUCCACAGGAAAGUUGGAAUUACAGUUAAACAGGCGCUUGCAAUGGCAAGACAAGCGAAGGCCAACGUAACUAACAGAUUGGUAAUGGCACUAAAAGCAGCAACAGCUUUAAAUAACAUUGAAAAAAAACUCGGAGUAGUUCAUACAAUCAACGCUUCCAGAAUACUUCGUUCAAAGAUUCCUCAGUUUCCAAAAUACGGCGAUGUCGCUCUCUACCAACAGCUCCUGGAAACCAACCAAAUCUUGACGAAGCUCGAUGGCGCCAAAUUCUUGGCGGUUGAUCGGGCAGAGAGGAGAUUUCGCAACGAAGAGGAGACAGGAAGCUCAAUAACACAAAAGGUGGAUUCGCUAAGAGAUGAACUCGCCUCCGCGGAAGAGGAACUCAGCGAGGAGACGGAUCGGGAAAUGGAAGAUGAGAGAGAGGCGCAAGAGAAGAUACAAGAGGCCGUGGAAAGGAACAAAAUUAUUGCAAAGAAGACGGCAUUUGCUCUAACGGCUAUUGAGAAUUAUUUAGAAAAGCUUCAGUUAGACGAAGCCAAGCUUAAGCGGUUCCAAUUUUAGCCAUUACGUAGAAACGUAUGCUAAGGUAAACUUGUUCCUUUCCCCAGUCUCUCUACCCUACACAAGUAAUAAGUGAAAUUUUAACCCUUCCUUCAAAUUAUUUGGAAGAAGUGUAUCCCUUGUUCGGUGACUAACACACGAGAGUUAAUGUAAUAACAGUGCUUUGCCCCUUGUCUUGUGCAUGUCUACAGAGUGCACGCGGAAUUCUCGAAAGGUAACUUGGGUACCUGGCUAUCUCUGAAAAUUUAAUGUCAAAUAAAUAUAAAAAAUCAUUCAACACACGAUCAUUCAUCCUCACUGCGAUGUUCUCUCAGAUUUCCCCGAAAUCUUGAGGUCAAAGAACUGUAACAUGAAACCUACCCACAUUACCUUUCCAGGAUGUCGCGUAAACUUCUAUGGUUUAUUUUCGACCUUUUCGAGACCUGAAUUCAACCGCAAAUGGUUUAAAAUAUCGUGUGUGCUGCGGCAAAGAUGACAAACAAUCGCAAUAUGGAUUCUGUUAUGUCCCCAAGCGUCACUAUAAUCGUCCUCAUAUACGAGUUCUUCUCCAACGUACUAGUUGUUUAAAGUACCUAUGACUUUCGCUUUGAGUUUUCCUUGUACAAUCUUGUGCAAUGAGACUCAGUUUUAUCCAGGAGGCAGGUACACAACAGACACCCUAGUGCUGAAGAGUGGUUUAUUUCAAAGUUAUACACAUUGUCUUUACACUAGAAUGGAUCCUUCGGACUAAAGUGGUCCUUGUUGAAUCAUAUGCAUACCUUUUAUUUCACAAUCCAUUAAUUCCUCGCUUACCAUAACCAGUAAAGUUUAAUGGUACCAUCUCUUUCUUUUACGUAAGAAAUCUCGAAAAGUGGAUGUAAAAUACGAAUGUACACAAUUGCAUUAAAGUUCUUGUCAAGUCUU